AAUGACAACCCAAGUGUUCUGGCUCCUCUGCUUUGCCAUUAGAUCAUCUUCUGGAUCCCUGCUCUAUGCUGAGAAACCCAGCCAGGCUCUGAGCAAAGAUGUUUUCAGUCCAGCAGCUGAGGUUCAGGUGAAGGAGCCAGCGCGGGGCACGGGCAGUGCCAGCGGGAAUGCCAGGGAGGGCCGGCUCCCGGGAAUGCCCCCCGGGCCCGCGGGCAUCCCCUCCCUCACCCCCGACAAGAGGAAACGCGCGGAGCCUUCCCUGGAGAACAGCACGGGGCUGAGGAAGCAGCUGGGGCAGCACGCAGGGCCCCGGGCCCCGGGGGCUGCUCCCGGCCGGGCCAACAGGCCUCACACGGACCGGCGGCUGGCCGGGGCUGCCAACAGCCUGGGGGCCCUGCGAGCCCCUCCCCGCCCCAAGGCCAUGGCCCUGCUGGAAACCCAUCCUUUCCCGGACUCCGGAACGGGGGAGCCCAAUGACCCUGACUCGCUGCACCACUUCAACCGAGCGGGGAAGGGAAUGGCCUACAAAGAGCCCGACCCGUCCCGGAGGAUCCCCAAAGCCUCGUGGGUCACGAACCGCUGGGAGCCCAGCCCGAGGCACCGCGGCGAGCUGGGGACAGACGGUGACAAGGAGAAGCUGUGUCAGAGCGAAUGCCGGAAGGAGCGGGAUGAAGGGGAGGCUUUCUGUGCCAGCGAGUUCGCAGUGAAUGGAAUUGUUUAUAACCUGGAAAGCCUGGGGCAUGGAGUGCAGUGGAUCACCCUGCUGGUGGACAGGGAUGGACUGUACAGGAUGAGCCGCCUCUAUGUCACUCCUGACGCCGCCUUCUUCCGAGUUCACAUCUUGGUUGUGGAUACUUUCCACUGCAGUAAACCAUGCCCAGACUUUAAACUUGGCAGCAGGUACAUCGUGAUGGGGCACAUCCACCACAAGCGCCGCCAGGUGCCCGCGGAGCUGCUGCCGGCGCUGCGCGGGCGGCUGCGCCCGGGGGACGGCUGGGUCGGGAGCGGCAGCGGCUUCGUGAGGAGAUUCAACAGGAAAAGGGAUCUCAGGGUGAGGGCAGCGCGCUCCAAGUGUCCUUAAGGCUCCGGGGGCUCCGUCCAGGACGUGGGAGCAGCGGGAUCCACCCUCGGAGCGCUCCCGCCUGGAGCCGCAGGCCAGCAGCCGCUUCUGUGCUUCAGCAAACACCGGGUGCCUGGAGCAGGCACCCCUGGCGAGGCUCGGCACAGAGGACACUCUAGGGAAUGUUAACCGGCCGGGAAUUUGCUCCAGCUGCUUUCAGAGCCACAGGUUAUUGUUGCUUCCCCUGCUGCAGAGUGCCCCGAAUAAUCUGUAGUAACUGUAAUGCAAAAUUCUGGCAUUUUGUCCUCGGUACACAACAACUGCACUUUGAACCCUGCACCUUGAACACAUGAGAUGAUACCACAGCUUUAUCUACACAGGAUGUUCACUGUGCUUUCACAGUUCUGCCUAAUGCAUUUGAUUUCAGAGAAACCAACACCUCUGAGUACCAUUUGUAUUAUUUUUGUCUCCUCAACCAUGUCCAUGGUAUUUCUGAAAAUUACACCAUUCUUCCAGCAGAGCUGGAUGUUCACACAAAGCAUACAGAAUAGAAUGUAAUAAUUUGAGUAUAUGAACACUGACUGAAAGCAAAUCAAGAACUGCAAAACACAAAUGCCCAGUUGCAUUUACAAGUAAUGAUGCAGGGAAUGCAAAAUGAGCAUGGGCUGCACACACUGGGUGUGCCAGGGCACUUUGUCCCAGAGCUGUGCUGAAUGUCAUUCCCCAGGAGAAAUAUUGCCAAGCUUGUACGUGCACAAGAGUAAAGUUACUUUUUAAACCAAA
Agelaius phoeniceus (red-winged blackbird) is the source of this 1843-nucleotide messenger RNA. The record is from RefSeq and is a predicted model, not a curated record. Lineage: Eukaryota; Metazoa; Chordata; Aves; Passeriformes; Icteridae.